AUUAUCCUAACUCACAGUACUCCAUUUCAGCUGAUAGUUGAUCGUCGAACUGAGCCAUAGAAUCUCCUUUGCCUUGAUAUUGAAAGCACAGCAAGGCGUAGACACACUAAUAAAGUCAAAUCUAUUGCUGAUUUGCAGUGCUUGUCACGAAAGAUAUUGGUGUUAUAGGGGGUUAUAUAUGGAGUUUCUCAUGGCCAUUGGAACUUCUAUUGUUGAAAAACUAGCUGAGUACACAGUUGCACCGGUUGGCAAUCAGUUGGGUUAUGUCUUGCAUUACAAACGUAAUAUAGACAACCUAACAACAGAAACUCAAAAUUUGAAAAAUCAGAAAGAGAGGAUGCAACAUUUGGUGGAAGAUGCUGGAAGAAAAGGUAAAGAAAUUCAUGGUGAUAUUAAUGAUUUGCUAAACAAAGUUGGUGAAGUCUACGAAGAUGCUGUAAAGUUUUUAGGAGAUGAAGAUCACACAAACAUGAGGUGUACUUUUAGAGGGUCUUUUCCGAAUUUGGUAUCUCGGUAUCAACUAAGUAGGAAAGCGAAGAAGAUUGGAGAGUCUGUUGUUAAAAUCAAAUGUGAGAUCAACUUAGAAAACAUUUCUUACCGUCCCAAACUACGAAGUAAUUUUGAAAAUAAAGAUUACAUAACGUUUGACACAAGAGAGGAAACUGUUUUGGGAGUCAUGAAGGCCUUGAGAAAUGGAAAUAUUAGAAUGAUUGGAGUGUAUGGCAUGCCCGGUGUGGGAAAAACUACACUUGUCAAAGAAAUUGCAAGAAUGGCCUUUAUUCAAUGAUGCGGUGGUUGUUACCGUAUCACAAACACCGUCCCUCAGAAACAUUCAACAAGAAAUUGCAGAGAAGCUAGACCUAAGACUUGACAAGGAAAGUAUAUAUGAAAGAGCACUUCUGCUACGGAAUAGAUUGAAGGGUGAAAAGAAGUUCCUCAUUAUUCUAGACGAUGUUUGGAACAACAAUGAACUAAACCUUUUGGACGUUGGAAUAGUUUUUGAAAGUGAUCAAAAUGGAUGCAAGAUUUUAUUGACAUCCAGAUUCGAACGAGUAUUGCGUGAUGAUAUGUGUGUUGAGAACAAUUUCCAAGUUUCACUUCUAUCAGAAGAUGAAUCAUGGAAUUGGUUCAACCAUAUAGUGAAUGAUUCAAUUAAAUUAGAUCCUGAAUUCCAACAUUGUGGAACGAUGAUUGUUAAAGAAUGUGCAUGCCUGCCAAUUGCCAUUGUAACAAUGGCACAUGCAUUGAAAAACCGCGCCUUGCCAUUUUGGAGAGAUGCUUUGGGACAACUACAGAGGUCAAACCAGAGUGAAAAAGUGUACUCUCGAAUCAAACUAUGUUUUGAUUAUUUACAGAGAGAAGAAGCAAAAUCUUUGCUUUUGCUUUGUGCUCUACACAAAGAAGAUGAACGCAUCAAAAUGGAGUAUUUGAUGAGAUAUGGUAUAGGCUUGGAUGCAUUCGAAGGUGCAAGGACAUUGAAAGCAGCAAGAGACAGAGUGUACAGUUUGGUAGAAGAGCUAAAGGAUCGUUGUUUGUUGCUUAAUGGUGACUAUUCUGGUACAGUUAAGAUGCACGAUGUCAUUCGCGAUGUAGUCAUAUCUAUUGCGAAAGAAAGCCAUAUGUACAGUUUUAGAGAUGGUGCUGAGGCAGAAGAAUGCUUGAAAAAAAAGAAACCUAAAGACGUAAAGGCAAUUUCACUACCUAAUGGUUUUGUGGAUCAGCUCAUUUCCGACAGGUUGGAAUAUGAACAACUUGGGUUAAUUUUGAUAAACGAAAAGAAAUCUUUUCGAAUCCCAAAUGAUUUUUUCGAAUACACAAAAGAGCUUACGGUUCUGAAAUUGUCUUGUCCAUAUUUAGAAGUACCUCCAUCUUUAUGUUUCUUGCAAAAUCUUCAUAUGCUGUGUUUUCGUGGUUGUGUCUUGAGAGACGUAGCUUUAAUCGGAGAUCUCAAGAAUUUGGAAAUUCUUGACCUUUCAUGGUCCAAUAUCGAAGAACUACCAAUACAGAUAAGGCAACUUACUCGUCUACGAUUGUUAGAUUUGAGUGGUAUUGAGUUUUGCUAUCCUCUUCAAAUGAUUCACCCUGAUGUCAUAUCGCAUUUGAAGCGUUUAGAAGAGUUAUACAUGGGGACUUUUGAUAAUUGGGAUCACUUUCGGGUAGCUGAUGGAGAAACAAGUAAAAAUGCAGGUCUUAUAGAGCUCAAAGAUUUAGUUAACUUGACUGCUUUAGAUUUACAAAUACCUGAUGUCAAGAUGCUGCCAGAGGAUUUAUUCACUCAAAAAUUGGAACGGUAUAAGAUUUCGAUAGGCAUUGCACGGUUCUUGGACAAUGGUUAUGAUUUUUUGCAAAUCUCAGAUUCAAGAUAUUUGGAAAUCAAGCAUACUCAAAGCAGUCUAGUGCUACUAGAUCAUGGUCUUCAGAUGUUGUUGAAAAGGUCUCAAGUUUUGUAUUUAGAUGGAUUAAAUGGUUUGAAUAACAUUGUUUGUGAGUUAGAUAAAAAUGGAUUUCCAGAGUUGAAGAAGUUGACAUUUAAAAAUAAUUACAAGAUUGAAUACUUGAUCAACACUACCAUGGAGAAAAUUGAUCAUCCUUGUGGUGCAUUUGGCAGCUUAGGGUCACUGUGCCUUGAUAAUUUGACAAAUCUUGAAAAAAUAUGUCAUGGAAAAGUCACAGAUGAGUCAUUCAAGAGAUUGAUGGUUAUAGAAGUAAGAGAUUGUGAUAGAUUGAAGAAUCUCUUACCAAUUUCUUUUGCUAGAAAACUUGAGAAGAUUGAAAUAAUUGAUUGUGAGAUGAUGGAGGAGAUAUUAGAAGAUGAUGAUGAUGAUGAUGAUGAUAAUGAGGAAGCAAUUUACAAGUUUCCUCAAUUGUGCUCCAUGACAUUGACAAAUGUAUCAAAGCUUAGACAAUUCUGCUCCAAAUUGGAGAAAAAUAGUACAUUUCAUAACAAAGAGGAGCCAUUGAUUGUCUUGCCUCUGUUCAAUGGGAAGUUUGUUUGUUUCCCGAAAUUGAAGAUUUUGGAAUUGUGCGGAUGUAAUUUCAUGAAGAUAUGGGAUGACCAUCUUCUGCCUGGUUUGACUUGUUUCAAAAAUUUAACAAAAUUGGAUAUAGUCAACUGCAGGUCUCUGAAAAAUCUAUUUUCGUGUAGUAUGGCAGUGGGUUUAGAACAACUCUAUUCUAUUCAGAUUAGCGAUUGUACAAUGAUGGAAGAAAUAAUGAGCAGCAAUAUUAAUGGAAGGAGACAUGUGUCAUUCCCAAAAUUAAGUUAUCUGAAGCUACAAAAUCUUUCAAAGAUUACUGGAUUUUCUUCUGAAGUUGUCAUUGAGUUUCCAUGCUUAACUGAACUUUUCAUUCAAGAUUGCCCUGAAUUUAGGACUUUCAUUUCCGAUUCCCAUGACAUGUCAUGCAUUCUCUUCAACAAAAAGUUUGUUUCUUUCCCCAAAUUGAAGAAUUUGGAAUUGUCUGGAUGUAAUUUCAUGAAGAUAUGGGAUGACCAGCUUCUACCAAGUUCCACUUCAUUCCACAAUCUCGAAAAAUUGUUUGUUGAUGGCUGUGGUUUUUUGAAAUAUUUAUUUCCUCCUAGUAUGGUAGACAGUUUCAAAUAUCUCUUUUCUCUUGAGGUAAGAGAUUGUAUAAUGAUGGAAGAAAUAAUAACCAAUACUGAUGAAGGGAUGCAUCAGAUGUCGUUCCCUGAACUAAAUUAUUUGAAGCUAGAAACUCUUCCAAAAAUUACCAGAUUCGUAUCUCAAGGUUUCAUGGAGUUUCCAGUAUUAACUGAACUUUACAUUCAAAAUUGCCCAAAAUUUCCAACUUUCAUUUUCAAUUCGGGAGGGAACCGCGCCACCAUGCCGCCUUUCUUCAAUGAACAAUUUGUUUCUUUCCCCAAAUUGAACAAUGUGGAACUAUAUAGAUGUAAUUUCAGGAAGACAUGGAAUGAUCAUCUACCAUUUAGUUCUAAUUCAUUCCGGAAUUUAACAAAAUUGCUUGUAGUCAGCUGCAAGUUUUUGAGAAAUCUAUUUUCUUCUACCAUAGCAGCAAGUUUUGAACAUCUCUCUUAUCUUGAAAUAAGAAAUUGUAUGAUGAUGGAAGAAAUAAUGAGCAGCAAUAGAAGGACAUGUACAAAUGUGUCAUUCUCCAAGCUAAGUCAUAUGAAGCUUCAAAAUCUUCCAAGGGCUGGGAGAUUCUCUUCUGCAGUUUUCGUCGAGUUUCCAAUGUUAACUGAACUUUCUAUUGAGGAUUGUCCUGAAUUUAAGACUUUCAUUUCGGAUUGGGAAAAGAACAAUUGCUCUGACAUGCCACCUCUAUUCAAUGAAAAGUUUGUUUCUUUCCCCAAGUUGAAGAACCUGGAGUUUACCAAAAAAAAGUUGGAGAGCUUGGAAUUGUCCAGAUCAUGUAAUUUCAUGAAGAUAUGGGAUGAACAGCGUCUACCAAAUUCAACUUCAUUUAAUAAUUUAAAAAGCCUGCUCAUAAUCGGCUUCGACUUUUUGGAAAGCCUAUUUUCAUCUAGAAUGGUAACGAGCUUCAAACAUCUCUAUUCUCUUGAGAUCAGAGAUUGUACCAGAAUGGAAGAAAUAAUGAGCAACAAUGAGAGAAGGUAUAAGAUGUCAUUCCCUAGACUAAAUUAUUUGAAACUUCAAAAUCUUCCAAAGACGACAACCUUCUCCUCUUCAAUUUUCAUUGAGUUUCCAAUGUUAACUGGACUUUCCAUUCACAACUGCCCUGAAUUUAAGACUUUCAUUUCCAAUCGGGAAGUGAACUCUUGCAGCAGCAGCAGCAACAUACCAUCUCUCUUCGAUGAAAUGGUUGUUUCUUUCCCCAAAUUGGAGUAUCUUGAACUAUCCCGUUGUAACUUCGUAAACAUAUGGGAUGCCCAAUUUCUACUAAAUUCCACUUCAUUCUGUAAUUUACGGUAUUUGCUUGUUGUUGGCUGUGGGUUUUUGAAGAAUCUAUUUUCAUCUACUGUGGCACCAAGUUUUGAACAACUCUAUUCUGUUAAGAUUAGAGAUUGUAUGAUGAUGGAAGAAAUAGUGAGCAACAGUGAAAGGACAUAUAAUAUGUCAUUCCCAAAAUUGAAUUAUUUGAAGCUUGAAAGUCUUUCAAGGAUUGCAAGAUUCUCCUCUGAAAUUUUUGUUGAGUUUCCGGUGUUAACUGAAUUGUCCAUUCAAGAUUGUCCUGAAUUUAAGACUUUCAUUUCCGACUCAGAAGAAAUCUCGUACACCGACGUUACACCACCACUCUUGAACGAAAAGUUUGUUUCUUUACCCAACUUGAAGAAUUUGGAACUGUCCUAAUGCUUUCAAGAAGAUAUGGGGGAUGACCAGCUUCAUUUGCUUAGGCAGCGAGUUUGAUCAAUGUGUCCCUUGAGUUGAUAGAUUGUUUGUUGAUCAAAGAAACAAUGAAAUUAAAUAGUCGAAUUUUCAUCAAGUUUUUAGUGUUGACUGAUUUUUCUGCCCAAAAUAUAAAGAUUUUCAUUUCCACGGUUAGAGGUGAACUUCCUAAAGACAAAACGUGAAGAAAAUAAAUUCCAGAUGUUUUUCAUAUAAAGCAGUAUUCAAUUGUAUAAGCUAGAGAAACUAGCACUUUUGAUGGCUACAUUUGUUGAAUCGGUAAUUAGUAAAUCGAAUUAUAGUCCUAUUUA
Ziziphus jujuba (common jujube) is the source of this 5635-nucleotide messenger RNA. RefSeq lists its product as uncharacterized. Gene Ontology annotation, molecular function: ADP binding. The coding region runs from base 720 to 5288 and encodes 1522 amino acids. The transcript has 9 exons. NCBI's taxonomy places the organism in Eukaryota, Viridiplantae, Streptophyta, Magnoliopsida, Rosales, Rhamnaceae. The record is from RefSeq and is a predicted model, not a curated record.